Odontomachus brunneus is the source of this 4722-nucleotide messenger RNA. Its product is annotated as LIM/homeobox protein Lhx9-like. Lineage: Eukaryota; Metazoa; Arthropoda; Insecta; Hymenoptera; Formicidae. The record is from RefSeq and is a predicted model, not a curated record. The transcript has 7 exons. The coding region runs from base 926 to 2194 and encodes 422 amino acids. Gene Ontology annotation, biological process: regulation of transcription by RNA polymerase II; neuron differentiation. Gene Ontology annotation, cellular component: nucleus. Gene Ontology annotation, molecular function: RNA polymerase II transcription regulatory region sequence-specific DNA binding; DNA-binding transcription factor activity, RNA polymerase II-specific.
GAUCGCAGCACGAAGGGGUCAACCCCGCUUCCCUGCCGUGGCGACGUCCGCCCCUGGCCCUGGGUGGCCGUUCCAGGAUCGUAAUAUUAUGCCGACGGGGAGCAGCUUCCCUCUCGCACGAAUCUAUCGCGUCUUUCCAACUUCCUUCUCGCACCGCGCCGCUCUCGCGAGUUUUCCGUUCGUAGGUUUCCGGCGGGCCAGUUUCCCGCUCGCAGGUUUUCCGCGCGCGCGAGUUCCGUCAGUGAAAAUUCCUUUCGCAAAUCUCUCGUUCGCCGAUUUCCCACCCGGGCAAAUUUCCCUCGCAAGUUUCGCGCUUGACAAUUCGCGAAGACCUGGACCGGGAGCUUUUCCCCGCCUCACAUUGCUCGCGAAUUUUCCCCUCGUGACACUUUUACUCCCAAAUUUCAUCGACCGCGGACUGACGGCAAGCUUAACGUGGACGUGUGUGCUCAUCGCAAAGAAAGCGUAAAAGGAGUGUUAGGAUUUGGCAGGAUAAGUCUAGUGCCGUGACCAGUGUUGUGACAUUUUGCAUCUUGGAAGCCGAAGGAAGAAAGGACCGACGUAGCCCGGGAAAGUUGAAGGAUAUAAUGAGGAUACGGUGCUUCAAAUAAGGGAUGAAUUGAGCAUGAUUGAUGACCGCACCAACUGUCUGGCCGGCUCGAGGCAGCCGAGCUCGUUGGAGCGCUGGAAUAUCCGACGUUGAAACCGCGACGCAACCGAAUUGGAUUCUAGAAGAGUUCACGGGUCUAAGGUGACCGUGAUUUAGAUGAAAAUAGUCAAGCGAGGGUAAAUUCGACGAGUGGUUUGUCGCAGACAAACGAGAAGCGAAAAAUCGCCGACGGGUAGAAUUCGCCGUCGGAUUUCCAGCUGUUUAACCGACUCUAGAAUGCAGCGGCAUGCGUCGUAGCAGCGCGCGACCAGGGAAAUGCUGAAGGAAGUUGGCUGCGGGAGUGCUACACCCCCGCCUGGGGACGGCGGCGGGGCAAACAAUCGGCAGGUCGGCGUGAACGAGGGCGGCGGUGGCAGCAACGGCGGCGGCGGAGGUGGUGGCGGCUGUAUCAGCGUCGCCGAAGGUACCCUUGGCUGCGGCGGCUGCGGAAGGGAAAUCGCCGAGCGUUGGUAUCUAAAGGCGGCUGAUCGUGUAUGGCAUUGCGGCUGCCUGCGCUGCUGCCACUGCCGAGUACCCUUGGCCGCCGAGCUCACCUGCUUUGCUAGAGACGGCAACAUCUACUGCAAGGAGGAUUAUUGUAGACUAUUCGCAGUGUCCCGAUGUUCUCGAUGUCGCGCUGGUAUCUCCGCUUCGGAAUUAGUGAUGCGCGCUCGCGAGCUGGUAUAUCAUGUGGCAUGUUUCACUUGUGCUUCCUGUGGCACCCCGCUCAACAAAGGCGACCAUUUCGGGCAGCGGGAUGGGCUAGUAUAUUGUAGACCACACUACGAGUUGCUGUGCUGUGCUGGGGAUUACGGAGGUGCUGCUAGUAACAUCGAGGACAUCGGCUCACCAGGAGUGUCGCCGCUGCCAGCUUACUACGAGCAGAACCCGAUAGCCUCCUCCGGCACGGUGCAAAAGGGUCGGCCUAGAAAGCGAAAACUGUCGGAAGUCACCGGCUCCGAGCUUCCUGUCACGAUGAGGCUGGCCGCUGGAGCGCUCGAACUGCUGCAUCCCACUGAACUGUCCUCGUCGAUGGAGUCGCUAGCAUACGACGCGUCCGUAGGCUCUCCGGGCCCGGUGCACCAGAGCCAGCGGACGAAACGCAUGCGUACCAGCUUCAAACAUCAUCAAUUGCGAACCAUGAAAACUUACUUUGCGUUAAAUCAAAACCCGGAUGCCAAGGACCUCAAGCAACUCGCGCAGAAAACCGGCCUAUCAAAAAGGGUACUGCAGGUAUGGUUUCAAAACGCGCGUGCGAAAUGGCGGCGGAAUCACAUGCGGCAAGAGAGCAGCAACGCUGGCAGCAACGUCGGUUGUUCCGGAACGCCGGUGUCCUCCAGCACCGGCAGUUCCCCGAACGUCGGUCCAACCGCCAGCAUCCUUGGCGACAGCAACAGCAUGCCCUCGACCUCCAUGGAGGAGUUACACGCUCUUCAUCAUCUGCACUCCGGCGUCUCCUCUCAGGUCUCCUUCUCGGAUCUCUAUAGACGACGGCUCGAGAUGGAAGAGGAUGCUUACAGCAGCCUCUCUAGCCAUCUUGGAUGAGGGACUAUUACGCUUUCUCGAGGAUCAAUUCCGAGGAACUCGGCAAGUCGAUGACAAAACCAUCAUCGUUUCUAAGAAGAAUCACUGAUAAACGUUCGCGUUAGCUACUGUUCACUUAUCAUGGCAACGGUCGCCACGUUUGAGUCUGGACUGUGUUCCGAAAUAUCCAAAGUGAUUCUUGUUGUGGUGAUUUUUAAGAUAACUAUUUCGAUUUCACGACAGCCUGCAUAGAUUAAUUCCAUGCAAAGCAAGCUUCAAUCGAAGCAAAAACAUACGACUGGUUCCUCCAGGAUUCGGAAUUCGACGUCAUUUUCAAGACAGAAUAAGUAAUGGGGAAAUGUUCGAAAAAAGAUGACGUUGAACUUUAUGAAGGAAGUGACCCAUUGAAGAAAAGGUGAUCUAGUCAGAUAGAGUCUAGCGGGUAAUUUUGAGGACGAUUAUGUUUAUAAGUAAUCAGUGAUAAUAAUCAUAGUUCCAUGCACAUCCGAAUUACCAAAGAUUACUAGAGGAGGAUAGUAAGAAUGUAAUCUAGAUAUGUAUACAAAGAGAGUGUACCAUUAGCGAAUACGUCGAUAAUUAUCGAUUAAUGGGGCCUCGAGUACUAAUCAAUGUAUGGGGUGUUUCAAGAAGACGCAUAUCAGCAACAAGUAUGUGUAUUCCUGAAGGAAUUCGACAAAAAAUUUUUUGGUAUAGAUUUAAGUCACUUAAAAAUGUUUAUAAAGGUUUAAUAUAUUAUUUAAAUUUUGUCCAAUAUUUCAUUCAAGUUGCGCAUCGUGAGAAAUACGCCAAUGCUAUCCAAUAUAUCGUAUGAAUCUGCAUCCGUUUGGAACACCCUAUACAAUGUUGCGGAAGUAGUAUGGCUAAACUAAACGAAGACUUGUCUAUGCGGACGGACACGAACACUGCAUGUAACGAAAUCCUUUCAUUUGUCCUUGUUAAUUUUACACGGAACUUCGCGUGCAGUUAAUUUUCAUCGGCUUCGCUCCGCCAUCAACCCACCAAACUCAAUCGAUCAAAUAUUCAUCGAUAAAUCUAUUGAGUACGAUCGCGAUUAUUGAAUACUGAGAAGUGAUUUAGAUACAUUCUAGAUGACGUGGAUACGCGCAAUAUUAUAGACAACUAAUAAUUUAUUAUAACUGUACUUGCAGAAUAUUAAUGAUGAUUUCUAUAUUAAACACGGAAUAGAAUACAGCACUGAACUCUUCAUUGUUAUAAGGAGAAGAUCGCAAACACGAGUUGAUGAGAUUCGACGAUCGAGAGAACAUUACAUAAAGCCCGAUGGAAAUCUAAAUAAGUGUCCGCGACUUUUAUAUUUAGCGGUGUAAAUGAUGUACGAAAGAGUUCUUAAAAACGGCGUUCCUCUGCUCGUGCCAAAACGUAGCUAAGAAACAAAUUUUUUAACGAGCUGCUUGAAUUCAAAGGACAUGAUAUAUUUUUGCAAAUCGCAGCACACUCGAUAUUCGCGAGCCAUAUCAAGAAUAAACGAUCUCCCGUCUCACAAAUCUUUCACAUUAUGCGUUCUUGUAUUCACUUUUCUCCUCCAAAUUGUCAUCUUUGAAUUCGAGCAAUGUUAAGCACACAUACACACGUGUUUGACGAAAAUAUGUGCACAAAGUUGCGAAUAAAGGCUAGGAUGUCACAAGUUUGUGGGAUUUUAAUCAGGUUCAACCCCUCAAGCGUAUAUAAUGUCAUAGAAUAUCGUAGAUUUAAUAUUUUUCCAAUAUUGAAGUAUUAGAAACGUGGAAUAUCGCGGGGGAAUUAUUGAAGUUAGCCACUGAACAAACUAUUUUCACAAAGUCUGAUCAUCGUUGAUAAGCCUUCAUUUCUAAACUAUCGAUCCUUUUGGAACUUAAUUUUAAAGCAUAUUUGAGGGGCUGUGUAAAUAAUACGCGCAAGGUUUUACGGAAAUUUGGAGUGUGUUACGAAAAUCAUCAACUUAAUUACACAAGGCGUUUAUAAGUUAAUUUUAAAAAGCCAAAGAAAACUGUGUGAGACUGUGAAAAUUAUUUGAGAAAUUUAUUUACGUAUUUCAAAAAUUAACAACACUCCGGAAGAAAUAUAUUGAAUAUUUUCCUAAAUAUUUCUAUAUUUUCUAUGCAAUUUCUAUGCAAAUAUUUAUAUUUUGCUUGCUUACUUGAAAAUAAGUCGAAAUUGUGAAUAUUUUAUACCCUUUACGACGUAUCUUGCGUACGAAAGUUGACGUUUACGUAACGCUCAACAGAGAAAAUUGAUAGAUCGCACGUUAGGUAUCUGUAGUAUAGCGAUGAUUAAGUGUACAUGUUAAAGAGCGAGGCAAUUAUUUCCAACUGUAUAGAUAAAUUAAUGUGCUAUAUUCGAGUGCAACUAGUGACGCAUAAUAAACAGUUACGUACGUCUCGACUUAUAGACGUAACUUGUUCUCUUCUCUGACUUGCUUCACCUUUUCCGUCCAAUCUGGGGAAGAUAAAUUUAUUUUCUAAUUAGUAUAGCGGGUAAAUAUAACCAAGACUCGUAUGUGCUUCUUCAACGAAUCACGAUAAAAAUUUUAA